Molecule: messenger RNA, 867 nt
Organism: Effrenium voratum
Lineage: Eukaryota; Dinophyceae; Suessiales; Symbiodiniaceae
Source: the annotation of a GenBank genome assembly
CAUAGCCACGCCGGACAUUGUGCUUGAGCCAUGGCUCAAUGGCGGCGCUUUGCAAAGGCCGCGUGGAUCGGGCUGCCGCCUUUGCUCUUCGUGAAGGACAGAUGGAUGUGGGUCUACUGCGUGGAGGGCCGCAGCAUGACGCCCACGCUGAACCCGCAGGAGUCCUUCAUUGAUCGCUGCUUCCGAGAUUUCGUGCUGGUGCACAGGAACCCGGAGCUUCGGAAGGGCGACAUCGUCUUGCUGCGGGAUCCGGGCACCAACGAACUCAUCGUGAAACGCCUCAUCGCGCAGGAACACGAGGUGGUGAGGACUCCCAACACCGGGCACCUCUUCGUGCCGGAGGGCCACUGCUGGGUGGAGGGGGACAACGGGAAGCUGAGCGUGGACUCGCGAGCCUUCGGCCCGGUGCCCGCCGGGCUGCUGGAGGGCCUGGUGCUCUCCGUGGUGUGGCCGAUUUGGCGCGCUCGAUGGCUGGAGGAGGACGGGCCGGAGUCCCCGCCGCUGCUUACAGAGACGGGGGAGGAUCGCAUGCGAGUGAUGGUCACCUCGCACCUGGCGCCAGGUGCAGCGAUCGAGGAGGAUGAAGACGAUGAAUGAUGCUUUGUGAGGUGGCAGCAUUUGGGAAGCGACGCCUACAAAGUUGGCACCUCACUCGGGCGCCAAGCUGAGCGGAGUAGCGUCUCUCACAGUACUUUGAACAGGUUGCCAUGCUUGACAUCAAGACCGUGACUUGCACAAGUGGUGUGUCCUCAACCGCAUGUAGUCACCGGAUUUGCCGCAAACGGGCAUUGCUUUUGGCUCAUAGGGCCUUCCCAGAGCCGGCAACCUGGGCACGGUAUCGGUGAGCGUGCGGAAAACUGAGCGCCU